Theobroma umbraticum is the source of this 1094-nucleotide messenger RNA. Its product is annotated as glycine-rich RNA-binding protein 4, mitochondrial-like. The record is from RefSeq and is a predicted model, not a curated record. NCBI's taxonomy places the organism in Eukaryota, Viridiplantae, Streptophyta, Magnoliopsida, Malvales, Malvaceae. Gene Ontology annotation, molecular function: RNA binding.
UUUCAUACAUUCAACGUUUCAAAUACAAGAUAGGAACAGAAGGCCAAUUUCACUUCCAUCCAGUUGUUUUGGUUUCAAUUUCUUAGGUAAUCCAUCACCAUUCGAUCUGAGAUCUGCAGGUUUAACCAAUGUCCCGCACUAGGGGCACCUUCUUUGCCUCUCAAACCACUCUGAUAUACAAUCUGGGAAAACUUUCCCGCACUGAUUUCUGAGCUUUUGCCCGCCGGCCGCCGCACUCACAGCGCUGAAUAGCAAAAAGCAUGCAGAGUUUAAACGGAGCCUUUCGUCUUUUUCGUACAAUCCCAUUGGCUGGGUCGCUUUCGGUUCGCAAUUCUUGCUCCAAAUUAUUCGUUGGAGGGCUGUCUUAUGAUACAAACGAGACUGUUUUGAAAGAUGCUUUUGAGGAACAUGGUGAAAUCAUUGAAGUUCGGGUUAUUUGUCAUCAUGUGAGUGGGAAAUCAAGAGGGUAUGGAUUUGUGCGGUUUGCUUCUGAAGCUGCAGCUGAUGCUGCUCUUAAAGAAAUGCAUUCUCAGGUAUUGGAUGGUAGAAAUAUUCGUGUUGAGUAUGCACACAAGGGAUGAUGGUUGAUGUUUUUCGACACAGGUAGCUCUGCUUGCCUCAAAAGUUUGACUGAAUCUUGCACGCCAUGUUGUGAUGCAAAAUGAGGAUAUUGAUGCUGCCACCUCAUGGACCGGUUAAUUUGCGUUUGCAGGUCCAAAUGCGAACAAUGGAUUUUUUUUCUGGAAACAUUAUAACUCAAGGGUUUCCAUUUGGCAUGGGAUUGGGGGCAUCGGUUUCUUGGGUCCAAAGGGAUGAGUUUUCUUUCAUGCCAUAAUGAUCCCCAAAACUUGGAGUUGGCUUUCUGAGUAGAAUGUUUGUAGCUUGCUGUGCACUAGUGACAAACUUGAUGCAGCUUAUUCAGGCAGGGGUAGUAUGGAUUAGGGAAAUGGCAGCUUAAAAGCUAGUUCUUUCUUUUUAUGUUUUCGAAAUAUUUGACUAUUUGAAGUUGUAUUAUUUUAGCUCUGGCUAUCCAAGUUGCAAGAUUAGCUGAAAGAAAUGCCAUAUUGGCAAAUAUGUUGGCCAGAUGGAUGUUC